Messenger RNA from Aspergillus versicolor CBS 583.65, 1479 nucleotides. Its product is annotated as NAD-dependent succinate-semialdehyde dehydrogenase. The coding region runs from base 1 to 1479 and encodes 492 amino acids. Gene Ontology annotation, molecular function: succinate-semialdehyde dehydrogenase (NAD+) activity. The record is from RefSeq and is a predicted model, not a curated record. The transcript has 3 exons. NCBI's taxonomy places the organism in Eukaryota, Fungi, Ascomycota, Eurotiomycetes, Eurotiales, Aspergillaceae.
AUGGCCAGUCUCUCCCAGCUCAAACGCAAAGACCUCUUCCAGCAAAAAGGGUUCAUUUCAGAUGAAUGGGUCGAUUCCGCAGGCGGCCGCGUGUUCGAUGUCGUCAACCCUGCGACCCUCGACACGAUCGCCACACUGCCCGAGAUGAAUGCCGCCGAUACUGAGGCCGCAAUUCACGCCGCGCAUGAAUCGUUCAAGACUUACAAGAAUACUUCAGCCCGGCAGAGAGCUACUUGGCUUCGGCGCUGGCAUGCCCUGUGUCUCGAGCAUGCUGAUGAUCUGGCUUUGAUUCUCACGCUGGAGAAUGGGAAGACAUUAGCAGAGGCCAAGGGGGAGGUUCUCUACGGCGCUUCAUUCCUAGACUGGUUUGCCGGCGAGGCAGAGAGGGUCCAUGGCGAGGUCGUGCCUGCUGCGAAUCUCGGACAGCGCAUCUUGACGAUCAAGCAGCCGCUCGGGGUUGCAGCGUGUCUUGCGCCGUGGAAUUUCCCUAUCGCGAUGAUCACUCGCAAAGUCGGGGCUGCACUUGCGGCCGGCUGUACGACUGUUUGGAAACCUGCUGGUGAGACGCCGCUGAGUGCCCUUGCCCAGGCUGUUCUUGCUGUUGAGGCUGGCUUUCCAAAGGGGAGUAUUAAUGUCAUUACUACGCUGAACAAUGUGGCUGAGGUUGGAGAAGCACUCUGCAAGUCCAAGCUUGUUCGCAAGCUUAGUUUCACCGGGUCUACGAGGGUCGGGAAACUGUUGGCUCAGCAGUGCAGCCAGAAUCUAACCAAGCUCUCUCUUGAGCUGGGUGGGAACAGUCCGUUUAUUGUCUUUGAUGAUGCGAAGAUCGAGACUGCUGUCGAGGCCUGCAUGAUGGCCAAAUUCCGCAACUCGGGCCAGACUUGUGUCACUGCGAACAGGGUUUUUGUGCAGGAGGGUAUCUACGAGCAGUUUGCGUCUGCCUUGGUCGAGAAGAUCAAGAGUCUCAAGGUCGGAAAUGGGGUUGAGGCUGGUGUCACCAUUGGUCCUCUUAGUCAUGACCGCGCUGUCGAGAAAGCUCUCGGUCAUAUAGAUGACGCCAAAGCAAAGGGUGCAUCCAUCUUACUAGGCGGACAGUCAUUCCAGCCUGAUAACUUGCAGGGCUACUUCAUUCAACCUACGGUCAUCAGUGGAAUGUCAACCGAGUCCCUGACGACACGCGAGGAGGUCUUUGCCCCUGUUCUUGCGUUGUAUCCCUUCAAAACCGAGGAGGAAGUAAUUGAAAAGGCCAACGACUGCGACGUCGGCCUGGGCAGCUUCAUCAUCACUGAAUCCAUGGCUCGUAUUUGGAAGGUUGCAGAAAGUCUGGAGGUUGGUAUGGUUGGCGUCAACUUGGGCAUGUUGAGCGCUUGCGAGAGUCCGUUUGGAGGUGUCAAGGAAUCGGGAUACGGACGCGAAGGAGGACGCCAGGGGAUUGAGGAGUAUCUUGCAGUCAAGAGCAUUGUGAUCAAUGUGUCUUAA